This is a messenger RNA of Suillus clintonianus, 1139 nucleotides long. RefSeq lists its product as uncharacterized. Lineage: Eukaryota; Fungi; Basidiomycota; Agaricomycetes; Boletales; Suillaceae. The transcript has a single exon. The record is from RefSeq and is a predicted model, not a curated record. Gene Ontology annotation, molecular function: protein binding. The coding region runs from base 45 to 1139 and encodes 364 amino acids.
CUCCACCUCCAACAUCUCUACCUCCUUCACGUUUUUAAACGUUCAUGACAACAAAUAUGGAGACAUUCAACUCCGAAGUCCAUUCAUCUACGGUCCUAAUCCGGUUUGGAAAUUCGCACAGCAGAUCGGCUCUUUCGCGUCUGCCAACUGAAACUCUAUGCAACAUUUUCGUUCACUGUCUCCCGGAAGACGACUCGGAGUACUUGUCGCGCGCAUCAAACGUGGCUAUGUUGACCAGAGUAUGUCGACGAUGGAGGGAGGUUUCCGUGAGCAUGUCCAAUUUGUGGUGUAGACUGUCUGUAGGCAAAGACUGGCAGCAGACAGCCUUCUGCUAUGAAACUUGGCUCAGGCGAUCACGGGGACGUCCGCUAUCAUUGGCACUCGAUUGUCACACAGACCACUGGACCCAGCUACGAAGCCUGCUUGGGCCGUACAUCAAUCGAGUAUCGGCUCUCUCUCUGGAUUUUUCCUCCGGUGCGAACCAACCAGAAGUCAUGAUAGCAGACUUCUUCGCACUUGAGAAGCUGACCAUAUCCACGGACGGCUCCGAUCUUAUGCCAGCGGUCGCCAAAUCUAUCUCGCAAUUGCCGCUCACUCUACGCAGUCUCAAAACAACGAACUUGUUGCCAGUGUUCGACCUCGAGUACAAUCCCACAUGGGCCCAUCUCACAAAUAUCGAGAUCAAUGCACAUGGACUAAACACACUCCCUUCCCUCCUAAAUCUAUGCCCCCACCUCUCUUCUUUGACAAUUGUUGCGGUAAUCACCGAAAUUGAGGCCUUGGAGCCAUCGACGCACACCACACUUCAAUCCAUACGCAUUAUUUCCGGGGAUUUGUUUGGGGACACAGUCGAAGAUCUUGGCCUCUUCGAUGCUCUCUCACUCCCGAAUCUACGAGCGCUCGAAGCUCGCUAUGUACAACCGUGGCCUCAUGAAGAGUUCAAGGAAUUUUUAACACGGUCAAAGUGUCUCCUGGAGAGCCUUACUUUCGGCGAUGGGGUUGUGACAACUGAUGAGCAGCGCGCGGAAUACGUUGCCCUUAUCCCUUCCCUCAAAAUAGUAGUGGAUCCUAUGCGUACAGAGUUUACUUUUAAGUUAUACAGACGGUCGUUAUGUACAUAUUUCGCGGAUGAUAUCUGA